Messenger RNA from Cladophialophora immunda, 2463 nucleotides. RefSeq lists its product as uncharacterized. NCBI's taxonomy places the organism in Eukaryota, Fungi, Ascomycota, Eurotiomycetes, Chaetothyriales, Herpotrichiellaceae. The coding region runs from base 1 to 2463 and encodes 820 amino acids. The record is from RefSeq and is a predicted model, not a curated record. The transcript has a single exon.
AUGGACGACAAUCCGCCGCCAAAGAAGAAAUCACGCUUCUUCAGUAGUGGCAAAAGCAAAGUCGGCAACAUCCUGCACCCAUUCCGAAAGCAGUCGCAGGCAGACGGCGAGAAGUCGUCAGACAACAGCGCUGACAAUGACCCUCAGUCAGAGACCAAUACGCUUCCACUGCUAUCCAAUCUCCAUACGCCUUCCGUCACGCAGCCGGCGAAUCCAGCUCGACCCCAGGUUGAUAAUGUGACGUCUAACUUGGAGCUUUCGAGGCCAAUUUCCCAAACCUCAAAGUCCACACCGCCUUCCUCCGCAGCCCAGACGGACUCUGCGACCCAUGGUCCACAUCAAGGCGGAGGACAAAGCAAUCCAUUUCAGCCCUUUGUUACAGAGAGUGAAGCUGAAACGGACUUGGAAACGAGCUCUGGCUCUGAAGACGAUCAGCAUGAAGAAGAUUUUGACGAGAGCGACCGAGAGAAUGUCAAACCAGACACCAAUCCAAAGCCUGGGUCGGCCGUAGCCGAUUUCGAUCAAACAAGCUUAAGGCACAAACGGAGGAAUGCCAUCUAUGGUGUCGAGGCUCUUCUCCCACCCGGCGCCAACAGACUGCACACAUACGGACAACACGCUCCUCCAAACCCAGCCCCAAUCUUUACUCCUGCUCCUCCGGGCCCUCUGGGAAAUAGCUACACCUUUGGCGGCGUCCCCACGAACCCUCAUGUUGUUCCAGCCGGCGGACAAUAUGCCUUCAACUUUCGCACCACGCAGGCUGUGCCCGCGCCACCAACCGUGGAACGAGCUACGAGUGAUGGUUUGCGGCACCCACUGGGCUCCGGUCUUGCUCGCAUCGCACAGCAAACUGUUCAUUCUGAUACCGGUCCCCUCCACCAGCAACAACGGUCACUAUCGGCAAACCCGUCGAACACCGUCACGGGUGCUUAUGUGGACAUGGACCGGGAUGAACAUGGUCGCCGGCUGCAGAAUUUCCCGUCACGCGUGCCACGUCCUCCUGCACACCACGGCAUCUAUGCGAACCCCAGAGUCCCACCUCACCUGGCCAACCCAGACUCUCUCGUACCGGAACACAUGUACACGGCUCCCAACCGUAUCGAACACGCCCAAAAGUUCGCUCGCAUCUCCCUGAAACGCAAACGACCCGAAGCAAUCCUGCCCCCUCCGUCCUAUGUCUACCAGCGCACGGGGGACCCCAACUUCAGCAUCUUCCAGGGCUUCCUGCUGUACCCGGAACUCUGCUUCACCCUGGCAGCACACCUCCCGGUCAAGGACCUGGUCAGCCUGUACGCGAUCAGCAAGGACUUCCACACCAUCCUGGACACGCGGUUCACCACGGUCAUCCUCUCCCAAGCGACGGCCAAAGCCCCCGAAAGUGCCCGGGCGUUCAUGUUCCGCAGCUACGCACACCUCUGCCGCUGCGACCCGGCCGCCCGCCUUCCUCACCCCAACGCGCGUCUCGCCGCACACAACGUCCCGCGCCGCAUCCCGUCCUUCCGAUGGCUCAAGAUGAUCCUGCACCGUGAAAAGGUCAUCCAUGAAAUCAUGACCGUCUUCGCCGAAGACGGCAUCCCCCUCCCGGCGAGGUGUGCGCUGGCGCUCAAGAGGCUGUGGUUCAUGCUGGACAUCCCCGACAACGCGCGACGCAUCGGCUACUGCCAUAACCGGGGGAUGAUGACGGACCUGGACCUGUACUUCUCCGCGUGCUUCUUCACGAAGCUGGACAUGCGGCUCAACGACCCGGUGUCCGGGGAGAAGAGAGACGGGAUGCGCAAACUCCUCCUGGCGCAGCGCGGGUUUACCACGAUCCUGCGCGUGUUGAAGCGCGACAUCUGGACGACUAGGUUCGACGCGCUCAGGGAGUGGGUCAAGUGCAAGUACACGCCCGCGCCGGACGAGACGGAGUUGAGCAUUUUUGGCAUUCCCGCGCACCGGAUCGGCAAGGGCCGGCUGGAGUACUGGGGCCUGCGGACCGCGCAGCAGCUCGGUCGCCAGCCCGAGGUGCUCCUGCGGCCGGACCAGCUGAUCAUCCGCGAGGCGUUCCGACGCGGCAUGCGCUUCGACAAGCACUACGUCAAGUUCAUGAUGUACGGGUAUGUGCGCCCGGACACGCUGGAGGACUACGCGCCGCGCACGUACGGGCGGAGGAUCGCCGAGAUCAAGGACGACGAGUACGAGGUGGACGACGUGAUCGGCGGGGUCGCCGCGCUCGAUGUCGACGACGAAGGGUUCGAUCCCCUCCUCGACCUCGGCCGGCCCCGCAAGGUGAGCAGCUUCACCAUCGUCAAGGAGGACACGUCCAAGCGGGAGAAGGAGCUGAGGAAGGCCGAGGCAGAGCUGCUGAAGAGCUGUCACGAGUGGUGGGAGCGGGAACUGGCGCAGCAGUGGGAGGGGCAGAAGAAGCAAAAGGUCAGCGGUAGUGGUGGACGUCGGUAUGCUGGCGGAUGCUCGACGCGGUAA